AGGAACCGAGAAGAAACUGGUGGAAAAUCUGCGGCUGAAAGCGCUGCAUUCGUUCGCCGAGAAUUCCAGCUCGUCUUUCUGCGUUAUCGGUUGCGAAAUAGAUUACAAUCAAAAAAUCGAACCUUCCAAAGCUGGUAAACCCGGUCCUACGUGAAACAAAGGACAGCAGCAAUAGACGGACAGCUUAAGUCACCAGAAUGCAAACGAUAAAAUGCGUGGUCGUUGGAGAUGGAGCCGUCGGUAAGACGUGCCUCCUCAUUUCCUACACGACAAACAAAUUCCCGUCCGAGUACGUUCCGACAGUGUUCGACAACUAUGCCGUGACGGUCAUGAUCGGUGGAGAACCCUACACGCUUGGUCUGUUUGAUACCGCUGGUCAGGAAGAUUACGAUCGGCUGCGACCUCUAUCGUACCCACAGACCGAUGUGUUUUUAGUCUGUUUUUCUGUCGUUAGUCCUAGUUCAUUUGAGAACGUCAAAGAAAAGUGGGUACCAGAGAUAACUCAUCAUUGUCAGAAAACGCCAUUCCUGUUAGUUGGCACACAGAUCGAUUUGCGCGACGAAAACAGCACGCUUGAGAAGCUAGCUAAAAACAAGCAAAAACCUAUCACUCUCGAGCAGGGCGAAAAGUUGGCCAAGGAGCUGAAGGCAGUGAAAUAUGUUGAAUGUUCGGCGUUGACUCAGAAAGGAUUAAAGAACGUGUUCGACGAGGCAAUUCUGGCAGCUCUCGAACCUCCGGAGCCAACGAAAAAGAGGAAGUGUCGAUUUUUGUAAAAACCAACAUACCAGCUUUCCGGGGACAUUGGAAACAUGCAGCACAUAAGACGAUGGUUGUGUCUAACAAACACACACACACACACAAAUCAUCAUCAUCACUAUCAUCAUCAUCAUUAUGGGAUUUUUUUUCUCGUUUUGCACUCUUAUCGCGUCGUGAGUCAUAAGGGAUGCAGCCGUGAAAUUUUAGAAACAGAAAAUAACGGCAGCGCACCGGCAAAGCGUUACCUAUUUCUUUCCUUAACUAUCUUCUCUAUUAACUUAGAUUGUUUGUUACUACAACUGGAAAAGGGAUAGUGUCGCAUUCUUAGAAAGGUAAACUCCCCACAAAUUCCCGCAAACGUUUUGUUGUUUGCGUAUAAUCACAUAACGACGUAGUUCCAAAAAAAACCCAUGAAAAUAACAAACAUACAAACACCUCAGAGACGAAGAUAUAUUAUAUGAAACAAUUAUGUUUGCAGUGAAAAAAGUACACGUAAACAUAGUUGAAAGCUACCCAAACAUAAUACGCAUGGAUUACAGAAAGUCCAAGAAGCAAUGUAUUGAUGAAUCGCUCGUUUGGCGGUAUAAUCAAUAACCUAAACGACAAUUUUCCUAGACAACCACACAAGGAACAGCGUAUGUUAUGACGCUGGGAUGUUUUCCGGAAUCAAGAAACAAGACUAAGACACGGUUUUUGCGUUUUGUGCCGCAGGCAUACUGUAGCUAUGUUUGAGAUUGAUAAAAAGGCCAACAAAACCUAUACGAUAGGAGGAAGACAAAGAAAGAGAAGAACAAAAAUUAUACAUAGAAAACGGUUUAAGAAGCGCAUAACUAUUAAGUAAACUACUGAACACAAAUGCUGACGGUGCAAAGAAAACAAGUAAACUAACAUACUAACACAAGAAACAUAGGAAGCCCGAAACCCGACAAACUUUGGUUUUGCAUAUGGGGCCUUUACAAUUCGGACGUCUGUCGUUUGUCACUUUUUUGGAGAAAGUCCGAUCGUAAACAGGGACAUUCAUAGACGCGAUCGGUGGCAAAGGAUGAUGAUUUCCUUAGCAAACCAUUUGUACCGCCUUUUUACAAUAUGAUGAUGCAGAUGUUUUUUGGUAUACAGAAAAGAACAGAAUUAGUGACUUCGAUCAGCGGGAACACCCAAAAAUGACUCCUCCAGUGGGAGUGCAUUGCUCUCCUUUAUGCAACAACUAUACACCGGGACCGUAUGACAAGCCGUUCGUGCAAUCAAACCAGUUGCAAAUCGAAAAAGGAAACUCAACUACGUAACUGUGCAUUGCAAUCAUCGCAGUUGUUGUUAGAGACAGGGAGCUCACAGCAGCAGCAGUACUUCCCAUAUCUCGCCCGUUUAAAGUUAUAUACAUACAUACAGUACAUAUGCGUCUCGGGAUGUUAAGCAUGCCUGUAUCGCUUUAACCCAGUUUUGUAUUAAGGAACUGACCAUAAUGGCUGCGACGCAAUGGUUUCCAACUCACCCUAGCUGCGCAAACCCGAAGUUUGUACACAUCGUGUGAUGGUUGAAAAUUGAUUGGAAAUAUUGUGAAUUGAAUUUCUUGCUAGUUUUCUCGGUACCUAGGCUAGCUUCCUUUUUAUACUAGGCUAGUUCUUUUUCGUCUUACUGCACUAUCGUUGUAUCCGGUAGCCUGGAGUGAGUUUUGCUUGAAAGCAAACAUUUAUAUUGUGUAAGAAAUGAGUAAUGGCAGUAUAAGCAAGUGUUAUUAAAAUUUACUUUCUAUUUUACUUUUGGAUCCACAAAAUGGUCGAUUUGGAACAUACAGGCGCCACCCAUUUUAGCGAAUUUGAGGGCCAGAAUACGCAACCUUAACUUUCUUUAAUGCAUAUGUAUAUUAAUCCUGAGGUUAUAACUUCUAUCCGAUAUCCACAGUGUGUGUGGUACCUAGAUCGUAUGGUACACUGUCGGCUAGUAACGUUUUGUUUAAUUGAAUCAACGUAUCUUUAUGCAAGUAAAAAAGCAAGAAACUGUAGCUCUCAUUAGGGGGCGAUAAUGUAAGAAUAGAGUGCAUGAAUGUAUUAGGCCAAAAUAAGGAAUGAGAAGAUCGUGUUAAACUGUGGUCAAUUUUUUGCGAAUUAUGGUACUACCGCAAAAACUUGAGAAGCUUAGCGAAGUGGGUUUUGCGCCAUCUGAUGUGUAAGGCGAUUUCAGUGAGAUUGUUAUAUGCCGCUCCCGUCUUCAACACAUUGUUAGGAAAAGGCGCAACAUAACUCCUAAACAUGGUCCGUCACCAACAUCAUCUUCCUAUUCGUUGCGUCAAGAGAAAGGCUAGGGUAUAGUUUUGUAUUACCCGAUCAAAUAAAAAUGUUCAAGCGAACGUGUCGCAAUGAUUGAUAUGUCGCAGGUCUAAGUCAAUAGUGGAGCUAAAUGUUUCUUUGUUUUCCUGCACAACAUGAGUUUGUUAGUCAAACGAUUCGGAUCGUGAAAUACCGAUAGGCCAAAUCUGCAAAGAUACACCUACGCGCAGAGUAGGUCCGCUAGCGUUCUUGGUUCUCGCAGACAAGAGUUCGUUGUCCAACUGCUUCUGCAAUGUUUUGUUAACGUAUUCUAUAGCGUUGGGCAAGAGAUUGAAAUGAAAUCGCUAAUCAACUGGAGCACUUUGCUCUGAUGAAUAGAAUGUUCAUUCGUGGGCCAAGUCGCAUUUUGGGUUAAAACUAACCUCGGCGGUACUUUGACUAGAAACUUAACGAUUUCACAAACGCUUACCAUUCAAGCGCUGCUGGCACUGGUUAAGGCCUUCUUUUUAUACCAUUAUUUCCCUUAUUUAAACAUUGUGUUCGAUAACAAGCAUGUUUCGAGAAAAAGCGGAAUAAUUAUAUUUAACGGAAAAUAAACAUUAAUAUAAAAUGAAAAAAAACAUUUUUAUA
Anopheles nili is the source of this 3650-nucleotide messenger RNA. It is a transcript of the gene Cdc42, whose product is annotated as cdc42 homolog. The record is from RefSeq and is a predicted model, not a curated record. Gene Ontology annotation, biological process: small GTPase-mediated signal transduction. NCBI's taxonomy places the organism in Eukaryota, Metazoa, Arthropoda, Insecta, Diptera, Culicidae. The transcript is spliced from 5 exons. The coding region runs from base 198 to 773 and encodes 191 amino acids. Gene Ontology annotation, molecular function: GTPase activity; GTP binding.